AUGUCCACGUCCCUGAAACACAGGAGCAUACCAGCAGCAUUCAACCAAAAAGACCCCAUUGCUACGAUAAAGCCUCCGAGACCCACGUCCGCGCCCUUUACCAAUUUUUCCAAGCCUUUGGCACACGAGGAUGCGCCUGCUGCGAACCCCAAAUUGGUCGCCGCUGAAGAAUUGCAGGCUCGGAUCAAAGCCGCAAGAAGGAGUAGAACCGCCUCUCAACCGCUGCCCGAAGCAGUACGACGGAAACUCGACCACUCGUCCGACCUCAUACACCCAGCCUUGCGCGCCAGGAGCGGCGUAACACCGAACCCUACUCGUACCGUCAACCACAGACCCAAGAGCCGUGAGGGCCUUUCCAUAGACGCGGUGAUUCGGCGACUGUCCAUGGAAAUUGAUGAGCAAAACCGUGUUAGAGGACGCGGUCCACCCGUACUCGGCGGAGACGUCUUCUCACACUUCCAGACGUACUUCAGCCUCUUCUCGUAA
Messenger RNA from Alternaria arbusti, 486 nucleotides. RefSeq lists its product as uncharacterized. The record is from RefSeq and is a predicted model, not a curated record. Lineage: Eukaryota; Fungi; Ascomycota; Dothideomycetes; Pleosporales; Pleosporaceae. Bases 1 to 486 code for a protein of 161 amino acids. The transcript is spliced from 2 exons.